AUGCCGCCCUUUCUCCCACGCAAACGCCUCCGAUCGUCAUCACCGGAGGCUGGUCCAUCAAAGCCGGCCUCGAAACGCCCCUCAAAAGGCAAAGCCGCUGCUUCGACACCAAGAAAAUCGACACUUUUCGACGACCUCGAUGCUGGAGCGGGGAAGAAGCGCACCGUUAAAGACCAGAAAGAGAUCUUGAAACAAUUCGCUACUGCCGAUGACGAAAGCUCUCUAUCCUCCCUUUCCGAGGACGAAUUCGAAGAUAUUCCGGGCGCAAAACGGCAGAAGCUAGACGAUCAGGAAUCGGAUGAAGAAGAUGAAGAUAUUGAGUUUGAAGAUGUCGAGACAUACGCCCUCCCACGCACGGAAGGUCCCGUACCUUCCGGAGACCUCGAAUUGACCUUGACGAAGGAUACACGCAUAUCCCUUACCAAUCCCUUGGGCACGAAGAAGGGACCGUCGAAGAUUGAGAGACAGAUUCGACUUUAUACACAUCAGAUGCAUGUACAAUUACUUAUGUAUCACAAUGCAAUUCGUAAUGCCUGGAUAUGCAAUAAGGAGCUGCAGGAGAUAUUGUUAGGCCAUCUAACGCCGCAUGCCAAAGAGAAAAUCGAGAAAUGGCGACGCAACAGUCAUUUAAACUCGAAAGAUGACAAAAAGCCGGAGUCAAAGACCAAGGGGAAGGGAAAGGGAAGGCAAAAGGGUAGAAAUGCUAAAGCCAAAAAAGAUGAACCUCGUAAUCAGCGCGACUGGGGAGAGCCCGCUGAAGUCUUUGAGGAUGAACAGGUCAACAUGAGCCGUGGAGAUCCUCUCUACAUACUGAUGCAAUCAUUGGUGCAUUUUUGGAAACAGAGAUUUCGGAUUACUGCGCCCGGGCUACGAAAAUUAGGAUACAUGUCACUCCAAAGGCUUGACGAGGAGACGAAGAGUCUCGAACGCGAUGCGCAUGACCCGGAGCGACAUGGUGAGCUUAUCCGGGAUAUCGAAGAUUUCAAAAAAUGUGCUGCCAAUAUGGAGGGAAGUCGGGACGUUGGAGCUCAAUUGUUCACAGCCCUACUGAGGGGUAUCGGAAUUGAAUCGAGACUGGUUACAAAUCUACAGCCUGCGGGUUUUGGCUGGAGUCAAUUUGAGGAGGCUUCGGAAAAUAAUCCCCGUUGUUUGAGGAAAGCAAAAACCCCUCCCAGAGUCGAUCCUAUGGCCGACAGCGAUGGCUCCUCAAGCGAACAGGAGGUGCAGUCAACUGCCAAGAGAAAAGGGAAACAACCUGCUUCUUCUAAGUCCAAGAAAACUCACAACCCAGCUUUAAAGCCGGCUCGUCAAAGUCUUCGUGGUAAUAAAAGUAGCCCCAUCGCUCUUUCUGAUUCCGAAAGUCCAAAAAGCGACGAGGAAUCUGUAGUUGAUGUGACGCCAGCAAAAAGCAAAGCAAAGCCUUCUCUAGCAUAUGAUAGAGAUCUUGUCGUGCCAAAUUACUGGACAGAAAUACUAUCUCCUAUCACUCAUAUCUACACCGCUGUAGACGCUAUUGUGUUACCUCUUCAUGCCACCAAGAAUGAGGAGUUCGCUAAGUUUUUGUCGCCCCCAAAAUCUGACAAGGUCAGGCAAGUUACCUCUUAUAUCAUCGGGCAUUCCUCGGAUGGUACAGCCAAAGACGUCACUACUCGAUAUUUGAAGGGGAAGAUGUGGCCUGGCAGGACCAAAGGGUUCCGGUUACCACCUGAAAAGGUACCUAUUCACGACCGCAAUGGAAAGGUCAGACGUUAUGAGAUACACUCCUGGUUUCAGGAUCUCAUGUCCUUGUAUUCUCGAGGCACAAAGAAAUGUCCUCGUACCGAAAUUGAUGAGGAGGAGGAAUCUACAGAUCUCAAACCAGUAAAGCGAGAGAAGAAGGUUGUCGAAGAAGGUAAAGAGACGCUCCAGUCGUACAAAACAUCCACAGAAUUUGUCCUUGAGAGGCAUUUGAAACGAGAAGAAGCGAUUAAGCCUGGAUCCAAACAUGUAAAAAUGUUCACUGUUAAAGGCAAAGGAGAGGAAGCAAGCACUCAGGAGAAGGUGUUUCGACGAAAGGAUGUUGUUAAUUGUAAGAGUAUGGAGACCUGGCAUAAAGAGGGAAGAGCUCCCCGUGAAGGCGAAGAGCCUCUGAAACGCGUACCUUAUCGUGCAGCAACCACAAAUCGAAGACGAGAAUUGGCAGAGGCUGAAAUUGCCACCGGUGGAAAGGUCUUGCAAGGACUUUUCAGCAGAGAACAGACGGAUUGGAUUAUCCCGCCUCCAAUCGAAGACGGAAUUAUCCCCAAGAAUUCUUUUGGGAAUAUCGAUUUGUACGUCGAAAGUAUGCUUCCCAAAGGGGCUAUUCAUAUACCUUGGAGAGGGACUGUCAAAAUAUGUAAGCGUCUUGGAAUCGACUAUGCCGAAGCCGUCACGGGCUUUGAAUUUGGCCAUCGAAUGGCUGUUCCGGUAAUUGAAGGUGUUGUAGUUGCAGAAGAGCAUCAUUCAAGUAUAAUGGCAGAGUGGGAGAAGGACGAAGCUGAAAGAAAUAGAAAAGAAGACGAGAAGCGACAAAAAGCUGCCAUCAACAUGUGGAGAAGAAUGCUGAUGGGAUUGAGGAUCAUCGAAAGAGUUAGAGAGGCCUAUGGUGCUGAGGGUGGAUUCGAGGUUGAUGCCUUGAACCCUUUCAAUAACAAAAAUGCUCCAAGGCAGGAGGAUAAAGCUUCGGAAAAACGUCAACGUAAUAUGGAGCAGCAAGAGGAGGAUGCUGCAGGAGGGUUUUUCCCGGAGGGUCACGAUGAGGAGGAAGCUCAAACCGGUCGACGGUCAGGCUUCUUUCCUGUCGCUCAAACAGAAGAUCGAGAACCAGAUGACGACGGUGGCGGUGGAUUUUUUCCUGUCGCCGACCCAGAUGGAGAUGGCAACGAUGGAGGCUUCAUUCUUGAAGACGAUAAACCUGAAACUUCAAAAUCUGUCUCUCAACAAGCAUAUCCUACGCCUCAAUCUUUUGAAUUCUCUACUAAAGUAGGAACGUCAAAGAUGCCAAGUGAGGGUUCGGAUGAAGAUCAGGAAUUACAAGAUGUCAAACCCAAGGCGCAACGAAAAGGGCGCGGUAGGCCGCCUGGCGCAAAGAAUAAGAAAAUGAAUACGAAGUCUCUACCAGCUAAGAAAGAAACUCAGGCCAAACCUUCUAGUGCCCACCGCACACCACGACCCGCCGCUAAAAGAAAAUUUCAAGUCAACGAUACUGAUGAGGAGGCUUCAUCAUUGUCUUCUCCACCUUCGGAUAUUGGUAACGAUGAAGAGGAUGAAGAGCCACCAAAGAAGAUUGCGAAGAGGGCCGCACGGCAGACAGCAGUGCCGAAGCGUAAGGUUCAAAUCCAAGACACAGAUGACGAACCAGAUUUCGCCUCUGAUAUGGACGAAGACGAUGACCAAGAAGAAGAACAGCCACUGCGUACACCCAAGAAAGCUCCCGCGAAGAGAGCUCAGAAAGCACGUGCAGCUUCAGCUAGCAAAGCCACUCCUACCAAGACACCGAGACGGACUUCACGUAGAAGUGCUACUGCAUUACGUUCGCAUUAUUUUCAGCAUAGUGACGAGGAUAACGAUGAAGAUUGA
This is a messenger RNA of Hymenoscyphus albidus, 3597 nucleotides long. The record is from the annotation of a GenBank genome assembly. NCBI's taxonomy places the organism in Eukaryota, Fungi, Ascomycota, Leotiomycetes, Helotiales, Helotiaceae.